GUAAAGGAGGGAUGGGGCCAUGAAGGGGUGGCAAAUUCGUGCUUGCUUUAUGUGAAAGCCUCAUGGGCCUUAUCUGGCCAACCCAGACCUACUCUACGACGACCACUGCUGUUUCUACAUCACCAUUCAUGUGCUCACUGGUUGGGUUUUUACAUCUUAUACACUUGGCUUACCUCGCUUGUGGUGCCAGCUCCUGCCUUUUUGCGUUACUGUCUGCUGGGUAUGUACUGUGUCGUAUUCCAAUGUCGCUGUCAACAGAUGCGUGAGAUUCCUAGCUUCGAUGCUCCGGAUCAGUGUAGUUGAACGGUCGCGGCUAGUUCGAGGGAUUCGAGCUACAGUGGAGCGUGUGCCUGGCUGGUUGGUGCUGCUGCUGCUGCUGCUUUUGCGUGGAUCGGAACUGGCAGUGUUUGGAAUCGGAGUGACGAUUUGAAUGUGCUCAUGAGAAAUUUGAAUCCUUCGCUGGAUUUAAUAACAGGUAGAGGAUGCUCUUGUUCCUUGAGAUGUCUCAGCUUAGCAUUGUGACUGUCCGGCUUUUCUGAGUCAUUGCGAGUCGAGCAAUGCAGGAUGAUCGGUAGCCUUGGCUAUCGAUAGUUCCAAUCACCAUUUUAGAGUGAACCAUUUCACGUGUCUGAGACGAAACAGGGUGCCACUUCGCGAAGUUUUCUGGAUCACAUACGGUAUUUGAAGACUCAGGAUUGCAGUGUGAGACGUGUACGUUGUUAUCAGAAACGGGAGAUACCGAUACAGGGAGACGGAUAAGAUAUCGCAGCUGACAGAUAAUUCCUCUGCAUGAGAUAGCCGGUGUUAGCAACAACAGGUCAAAAUGAGUUGCGUGGGGUUUCUCCAAUGCAUGCUCAAAUUCACCAAUUUUCUGCUUGCCUUGGUUGGAGGUUCAAUUGUUAUAUAUUCUCUGUGGAUGGUUAAAGAGUAUCAUGCGGAUUUUCCUCCUCAACCAUCCCCUCCCUCACUGCCUCCUGGAAUACCACCAAUACUGCCUCCCUCACCAUCACCUCCAACUCCACCGGUACCAACUCCUAGCUUCCCUCCAGUAUCACCCCCUUCAGUGCCUCCAAGCGAACCUCCAUUAUCACCACCUGCCCCAUCUCUGCCUCCGCCAACACCUGUCCCAACACCUACCCCAACUCCUGCAUCAACUCCAACCCCUACUCCUUCAUCACCAGCUCCAACUCCCGAUGUCUCACCUUCUGCUCCUCCUCCAUCUGAACCAGUGCCGGAACCAGAGCCGGAACCAGAGCCUUCAGUCUCACCAGAUGUUGCACCUGGUCCCAACCAAACUGUUGCUGAUUUUGGCGCUGGUGUUGUCAGCAACUAUGAAUCUCUUUUUGAAGGGGUUGUACUACACUUUGAAAAAAACAGGAGGCCUUUUCUACAUUUGAAAAAUGAAAAUGUUGAGCUGUCUAAGUUGCCAACCCCUUGGUUCAUUUAUGCGUUCCAAGGCGUUGGAAUCACGACACUCUUGAUAACCUGUACCGGCCAUAUAGCUGCUGAGACGGGCCACAACUUUUGUCUCUCGUGUUAUUUAUGCCUGCAAAUUCUCUUUGGCAUAGCACAACUCAUUUUUGCCGGCUAUCUGUUUUUUGACAAGCAUUGGCGUCAGGAUCUACCUGACGAUCCAACAGGACAGCUGGAUAAAGUGGAGGAGUUUGUUGAAGAAAAUUUAUCUAUUUGCAAAUGGGUUGCUUUAGGAGUGUUGAUUAUCGAGGCACUGGGCUUAUUGUUCGCUUCGACUUUACGAGCCAUCUCUGCUGACCCGCGUCGAUCAGGAUAUGAUAGUGACGAGGAGCUUGCUCCUACAAGGCAGCCUUUGUUGAAUCGCCCGAAUAAUCAACCUGCUCCUCCUGGGGCUCCUGCACAGAACCUUCCUUCACGCACUGCUGUUCGCAAUGAUGAUUGGAGUGCAAGAAUGCGAGAAAAGUAUGGAUUGGAUACCACGGAAUUCACUUACAACCCCGAAGAUUCGCAAUCUCGAAGAUUCGCUCAGCAAAAUCAAGCAGCAACCAGUACAGAGGACAAGCCUAACCGCUGCACAAUCAUGUAGUUUUCAUUCUGUGGUUGAAAGAUAUUAGAUUUUGACUAAGCAAUCAGUCAUAUACUUGAUCUUACUGGCACGUUUGUCAGCAUCAUGGGCAGAUAAGACUAAUGUACUUGGAAGGUUUACGAGUUGAAGAAAAUGAAUCGACAAAUAUUCUAGAUAGAAAUAGUAAGGACAUGUUCCUAUUAUAUACCAACUGAUUUAGGAAACUCAUGGAAUAUCACAUAUACGGUUGAUUGGGAUUCAUGACUGAACUAACGAAAUUAAUAAAAUUGGUGGAACUUUUUCACUGAA
Molecule: messenger RNA, 2347 nt
Organism: Physcomitrium patens
Lineage: Eukaryota; Viridiplantae; Streptophyta; Bryopsida; Funariales; Funariaceae
Source: RefSeq, a predicted model, not a curated record